Prunus armeniaca (apricot) is the source of this 1011-nucleotide messenger RNA. NCBI's taxonomy places the organism in Eukaryota, Viridiplantae, Streptophyta, Magnoliopsida, Rosales, Rosaceae. The record is from the annotation of a GenBank genome assembly.
AUGUCAUCGGUUUGGAGCUCCGACUGUUUCUCCGACCUACUGUGCUGCGAGGACUACUCCGGAAUUCUGUCCGGAGAGUCGCCGGAAUGCUCGUCGGACUUGGAAUCUCCGGCGUGUAGCGAAGAAUCCAUCGCCGGAUUCAUAGAGGACGAGCGCAAUUACGUCCCCGGCUUCGACUACUUGUCUCGUUUCCACUCCGAUCAUUCCCUCGACAUCUCCGCCCGAGCCGACUCCGUUGCAUGGAUUCUCAAGGUCCAGAGUUACUACGGGUUUCACCCGCUGACGGCGUAUCUCUCCGUUAACUACUUGGAUCGGUUCUUGUACUCCCGCCGGUUGCCGCAAGCAAAUGGGUGGCCAAUGCAACUUUUAAGUGUUGCUUGCUUGUCCUUAGCUGCUAAGAUGGAGGAACCUCUGGUUCCUUCUCUGUUGGAUUUACAGGUGGAAGGUACGAAAUUUAUCUUCGAACCGAGAACAAUCCGUAGGAUGGAGCUCCUUGUGCUGGGUGUUUUGGAUUGGAGGCUACGAUCCAUAACACCCUUCAGCUUCGUCGCUUUCUUUGCAUGCAAGCUCGACGCAACGGCAACUUUCAUCGGAUUUCUGGUUUCACGGGCCACAGAAAUCAUAUUAUCGAAUAUCAAAGAAGCCAGCUUUCUUGAAUAUUGGCCAUCAUGCAUUGCUGCGGCAGCCAUACUUUCCGCAGCCAAUGAAAUCCCUAAUUUGUCGCUUGAAAAUCCGGAACAUGCUGAAUCAUGGUGUGGUGGACUGAGCAAAGAGAAAAUCAUCGGAUGCUAUCGAUUAAUGCAAGAAGUGGUUGUUGAAAAUAGUGGGAUAAAAAAGUCAUCACCCGAUGUUUUGCCACAGCUUCGAGUUACGGUUCGGGGCAGAGUGAGGUCCAGUUCUGAGUCAUCGUCCUCGUCCGUCUCCUUAUCAUCAUCAUCACCAAUAUCAUAUAAAAGGAGGAAAUUGAAUAACUGCUUAUGGGUAGAUGAUGACAAAGGAAACUCCGAGUAA